Messenger RNA from Mangifera indica (mango), 2661 nucleotides. Its product is annotated as pentatricopeptide repeat-containing protein At4g30700. Bases 70 to 2427 code for a protein of 785 amino acids. The transcript has a single exon. Gene Ontology annotation, molecular function: RNA binding; protein binding; zinc ion binding. Lineage: Eukaryota; Viridiplantae; Streptophyta; Magnoliopsida; Sapindales; Anacardiaceae. Gene Ontology annotation, biological process: RNA modification. The record is from RefSeq and is a predicted model, not a curated record.
UUUGCCGCUUUUUAUAAUAUGAAAUAUUGAACAGACGGUUUAACCUCCAAAGGAGAAAUAAACUAGUUCAUGUCUGUCAGCUCUACGCCGCCGGGAACCAGAAACUUGUUUCUGAGUCUUCUCAACUCGGUCAAAACCCUUUCUCAGCUCACUCAAACUCAUGCUCAAAUCAUCCUCAAUGGCCAUCAAAACGACCUCUCAACUAUCACUAAACUCACCCACAAACUCUGUGACUUCAACGCUCUGUUUUACGCAAAAGCUCUCUUCAAUUCCGUCUCAAGACCCGAUCUUUUCCUGUUCAAUGUCCUCAUUCGUGGCUUCUCAAGCAAUAACAACCCUCAUGCUUCAAUUUUGUUGCUCACCCACUUGAGAAAAAACACUAAUCUUAAGCCUGACAAGUUCACUUAUUCGUUUGCUGUAUCCGCGGCGUCUAAUUUUGUUGAUCAUUGUGUUGGUCUUUUGUUGCAUGGACAGACGAUUGUUGAUGGGUAUGCGUCUGAUUUGUUUGUCGGUUCUGCUUUGGUUGAUUUGUAUUUCAAGUUCUCACGUGUAGAGUCUGCGCUUAAGGUGUUUGACGCAAUGACUGAGAGGGAUACAAUUUCCUAUAAUACCAUAAUUUCUGGUUUGGUGAAGAACGCUUGUUUUGAGGAUUCUAUUUUGGUUUUUGCAAAUAUGUUUAGUGACGGGAUAAAGUUGAAUGCAACUAGUUUGGCUGCUGUGCUUCCGGCUGUCACAGAGUUGCAGGAGUUGAGAAUGGGGAUAGAGAUUCAGUGUUUGGGUUUGAAAUUGGGAUUUCAUGAUCAUGGUCAUGUGCUUACUGGGUUGGUUUCAUUGUAUUCAAAAUGUGGUGAGAUUGAGAACGCAAAGAUGUUGUUUAGGGAGAUUGAUCGACCUGAUUUGAUAUCUUGUAAUGCGAUGAUAUCUGGGUAUACUUGCAAUGGUGAGACUGAAGCUUCGGUUAUGCUGUUUAAAGAAUUGCUGGCUUCAGGAGAAAAAGUUAAUUCAAGCACAAUUGUGGGAUUGAUUCCUGUGUUUUAUCCAUUUGGUUAUUUACAUCUCACUGAUUGUAUUCAUGGUUUUUGUGUGAAAGCUGGUAUUGUUUCACAUUCUUCUGUAUCAACUGCUCUGACUACUGCUUAUGGUAGAUUAAAUGAAAUUGAAGCUGCAAGGCAGCUUUUUGACGAGUCUUCAGAGAAAAGUUUAGCUUCCUGGAAUGCCAUGAUAGCUGGUUAUACCCAAAAUGGUUUGACAGAGAAUGCAAUUUCUCUCUUCCAGGAAAUGCAGACAUCCAAAGUCAUUCCGAACCCUGUAACUGUUACAAGUAUUCUUUCUGCAUGUGCUCAACUUGGAGCUUUAAAUAUGGGGAAAUGGGUACAUGGUUUAGUGAAGAGCAGUAAUUUUGAGUGUAAUAUAUUUGUGUCAACUGCUUUAAUUGACAUGUAUGCAAAAUGUGGAAACAUCAUGGAGGCUCGACGGUUAUUUGACUUGGUUCCAAAGAAGAAUGAGGUGACUUGGAAUGCCAUGAUUUCUGGAUAUGGACUCCAUGGACAUGGGCAAGAAGCACUAAAGCUAUUUUCCGAGAUGUUGCAUUCUGGCAUUCGGCCAACUGGGGUUACAUUUCUUUCUGUCUUGUAUGCUUGUAGUCACGCUGGGUUAGUGACCGAAGGAGAUGAAAUAUUCAAAUCCAUGGUUCAUGAUCAUGGUUUUGAGCCAUUAGCUGAGCAUUAUGCAUGCAUGGUUGAUAUCCUUGGUCGAGCUGGAAAAUUAGAGAAAGCCUUGGAAUUUAUCAGGGGUUUGCCAGUUGAACCAGGCCCUGCUGUGUGGGGUGCGUUGCUUGGUGCUUGCAUGAUUCAUAAAGACACAAACCUGGCCCGUGUGGCUUCUGAAAAGCUAUUUGAAUUGGAUCCUGAAAAUGUAGGGUAUUAUGUGUUACUCUCAAAUAUUUACUCAGCUGAGAGAAACUACCCACGGGCUGCAUCUGUACGACAAGUAGUCAAGAAUAAAAAGCUUGCAAAGACUCCUGGGUACACUCUAAUUGAGAUUGGUAAUACUCCUCAUGUCUUCACAUCUGGCGAUCAGCUCCAUCCGCAAGCAAAAGCAAUUUAUGCAAUGCUAGAGAAGUUGAAUGGAAAGAUGAGAGAGGCUGGAUUUCAGACAGAGACUGUCACAGCUCUCCAUGAUGUGGAGGAGGAAGAGAAAGAGCAAAUGGUGAAUGUUCACAGUGAGAAGUUGGCCAUUGCGUUUGGCCUUAUUGCCACUGAACCUGGAAGCGAAAUUAGGAUCAUUAAAAAUCUCCGGGUUUGUUUAGACUGCCAUACGGCAACUAAAUUUAUAUCAAAGAUUAUGGAAAGAGUCAUUGUGGUAAGAGAUGCGAAUAGGUUCCACCAUUUUAGUGAUGGUGUAUGCUCUUGUGCGGAUUAUUGGUGAAAAAACUGUACACUAGAGGUGGCAGUGGGACGUUUUGGGUCAGUCCCGGCCAGCUCUGGCGUGGCCCACCCUGUCUACGUGCUUUCUUGUGUUGGGCCAAGACCUGUACAGUAACAGCCUGGCCCGCAAAAAUACCAGAGUCUACGACACAAUCCACACUUUAGAGGGUUGUGUUGUAUUGGCCUUUAAUGGGCUGACCCAUUAAUUAAAUAAGAAAAUAAUUUUUUAUUUUAA